This is a messenger RNA of Hevea brasiliensis (rubber tree), 2855 nucleotides long. Its product is annotated as probable beta-D-xylosidase 2. Bases 248 to 2749 code for a protein of 833 amino acids. The record is from RefSeq and is a predicted model, not a curated record. Gene Ontology annotation, molecular function: alpha-L-arabinofuranosidase activity; xylan 1,4-beta-xylosidase activity. NCBI's taxonomy places the organism in Eukaryota, Viridiplantae, Streptophyta, Magnoliopsida, Malpighiales, Euphorbiaceae. The transcript has 6 exons. Gene Ontology annotation, cellular component: plant-type cell wall. Gene Ontology annotation, biological process: xylan catabolic process; arabinan catabolic process.
AAAAUUUAGGGAUGCUAUUAAUAGCGUUUGAACCUUGCAUGAUCUACAUGAUUCGUAGUUCUUUUUUUAAUCCCAAAGGACAGUGGAGGACUAGUCAAAAUCAAGCCCGAGGAAAAAUGCAAACCACAACCAAGAAACAAACAUAUCUUUUAAAAAAAAAAGAGAGAAUUAAAGAUUUGUAGAUACAUAUAAAAUGAACAUAUGUUGAGAGUAGAUUUGCACCAUUUCUGGAAAACAAAAGCUAGCCAUGACAAAAACAUUAGAUUUUCUUCUUUCAACCUAUCUUUUUCUUUCUUUUCUUGUCUUGUCUAGUGAUGCUGCUGCCGCUGCUGGUGGUGAGCAAACAAUGUCCCAUGGCCAAUGUAUGGCACAGACAUGUCCAGCCAAUGCUGACCUUAACCAGUCAUUAGUAAUUGAGAAUGCCACUCCGACUGGUAGUAACUUCACUUUUAUAUGUGAUCCUUUAAGGAAAGCUCAAAUUGGAAUUGAUAUGUCGACUUUUGCUUUCUGUGAUAAGAAGCUACCUUAUCCGGCAAGGGCAAGAGAUUUGGUGGGUCGAAUGACAUUAAGCGAAAAGGUUACCCAGUUAGGAAAUAAUGCUACGGCAUUGCCAAGACUUGGGCUAACUAGAUAUGAUUGGUGGUCUGAGGCACUUCAUGGUAUGUCUAAUGUUGGCCCAGGAACAUUUUUUGACAAUCUUGUUCCUAUUGCAACUAGCUUUCCCACUGUUAUUCUCACAACAGCUUCAUUUAAUGAAGUACUAUGGAAAUCAAUUGGGGAGGCUGUUUCUACAGAAGCACGAGCUGCUUACAAUCUAGCACGAGGUGGAUUGACGUAUUGGAGUCCAACCAUUAAUGUAGUAAGAGAUCCUAGAUGGGGAAGAAUCACUGAGACACCAGGGGAAGAUCCUUUAGUUGUUGGCACAUAUGCUGCUAAUUAUGUGAGAGGUCUACAAGAUAUUCCAGGAACUGAAAAAACUGCUGAUUUGAAUUCUAGGCCACUUAAAGUUUCUGCUUGUUGCAAACAUUAUACUGCCUAUGAUGUUGAUAAUUGGCAAGGAGUUCAACGCUAUUCUUUUGAUGCUAAGGUAACUGAGCAAGAUAUGGUUGAGACAUUCAAUAGGCCCUUUGAAAUGUGUGUUAAAGAUGGAGAUGCUAGCAGUCUCAUGUGCUCUUACAACCGAGUUAAUGGAAUUCCUACUUGUGCUGAUCCAAAACUCUUGAAUGAAACAGUUAGAGGAGAAUGGAAUCUCCAUGGAUAUAUAGUUGCUGACUGUGAUUCAGUUGAAGUGAUUGUGGAUGCCCACAAAUGGAUGAAUGUAACAAAUGAAGAAGCUGUUGGACUAUCACUAAGAGCUGGAUUGGAUUUGGAUUGUGGAGUUUAUUACACAAAAUAUGGUGAAAAUGCAACAAAGAUAGGUAAAGUUGAAGAGGCAGACAUCGACAAGUCAUUGGUAAACCUCUAUGUUGUACUUAUGAGGUUGGGUUAUUUUGAUGGUAAUCCUACAUUCAAUAAUCUUGGCAAGCAAGACAUGUGCACUGCUCAACACAUUGAAUUGGCAACCGAGGCUGCACGCCAAGGCAUUGUUCUCCUAAAAAAUGAUAAUGACACAUUGCCUUUAAGCACUUCCAACUUGAGAACUCUAGCAGUGGUUGGACCUCAUGGAAAUGCUAGUGAAGCUAUGAUUGGAAAUUAUGCGUUUGAUAACUGGAAGCCUGGAAGACCUUGUCAGUAUACCACUCCUCUUAAUGGCCUUUCGACAUAUGCAAAAGUGAACUAUGCACCAGGAUGUGUUGAUGUCCAAUGCAAGGAUGCAAACUCGAUACCUCAAGCCGUCCAAGCUGUAAAUGGAGCUGAUGCUACUAUUCUGAUAGCGGGUUUAGAUUUAUCAAUUGAAGCUGAAGGAUUGGAUAGAAAUGAUCUUUUACUUCCUGGAAACCAAGUUCAACUCAUUAACCAAGUUGUUGAUGCUUCUAAAGGUCCAGUUAUUCUAGUAAUGAUGUGUGCAGGAGGAGUUGAUAUUAAUUUUGCUAAGAAUAACACCAAAAUCAAAGCCAUCUUAUGGGUUGGAUACCCUGGAGAAGAAGGUGGUCGUGCCAUAGCAGAUGUUGUUUUUGGCAAAUAUAAUCCUGGAGGAAGACUACCCAUCACAUGGUAUCAAGCUGAUUAUAUUAAUAAUUUCCCCAUGACCUCCAUGCAAUUGAGGCCAGUCGAUAGCCAAGGUUAUCCAGGUAGAACAUACAGGUUCUUUACUGGACCCACUGUUUUCCCAUUUGGUCAUGGCCUUAGCUAUACAAAAUUCGCUUAUCAAUUGACACCACCACCACCCCAAAAAAGUGCAAUCACCAUAAAACUCAACAAUCAACAACAUUGCCGUGACUUGGAAUACAAAAAUGCCACUGCCAAACCCCAAUGUGCUGCAAUGUUGAUUAAUGAAUUGCAAUGCAAGGAGCAAAUUCAAUUUGAUGUUGAAGUUCAAAACGUGGGAAGCAAAGAUGGGGAUGAAGUCAUCUUGGUUUACUCUUCACCGCCCGCAGAUAUUGCUGGAACUCAUAUAAAGCAAGUAAUUGGUUUUAAGAGGAUUUCUGUACCUGCUGGAAAAAGCCAGAAGGUUCCAUUUAGUUUCAAUGCUUGCACAAGCUUAAUGAUUGUAGAUGUUGGUGGUUCUCGUCUCUUGGCAUCUGGUGUACAUACAAUCACAAUUGGAGAUGGUUUAGCUUCGUUUCUCAUUCAAGUUAAUUACAAUUGAUGGGUGAAAUCAGUUCUAUAAUUGUAGGAAUUCUUAAUUACUUUGGAAAAAAAAAUUGAAAUUAUUCAUGAGUAGGGUUUAGUAUGUACUAGCUUUUAUUUUAACU